Molecule: messenger RNA, 2036 nt
Organism: Rhodamnia argentea
Lineage: Eukaryota; Viridiplantae; Streptophyta; Magnoliopsida; Myrtales; Myrtaceae
Product: ACT domain-containing protein ACR2
Exons: 9
Coding region: 209-1675 (488 amino acids)
Source: RefSeq, a predicted model, not a curated record
UCCCCUUCCAAGACCUCAACUCUCUCUCUCUCUCUCUCUCUCUUCUGUGAAAGAAAGAAGGAGAUAACAAAAGGGCAAAAGGGUUAGUGGGUGUUGUUCCCAUUUCGAAGGAGGAAGUAAAACGCAUCUCUAUCUUCUUCAGCAUAUUCUUUCCCACCUUUGUUUUCUCCUGUUCUGAAGGCUGCUCAGGUUGGUGGUGGUAGCUGAGAUGCAGAAAGUUUGUUGGCCUUACUUCGAUCCCGACUUCGAGAACCUCCGCGAGAGGAUAUACGGCCCCACCUGCAGAGUUAGCAUUGACAACGAAAGCAUGGAAGAUUGCACAGUGAUCAAGGUCGACAGCGUAAACAAGCAAGGGCUGCUCCUGGAAAUGGUCCAGGUGUUGACCGACAUGAACCUGUCCAUCUCCAAGAGCUACAUUUCUUCUGAUGGGGGAUGGAACAUGGAUGUUUUUCACGUCAAAGAUGAGCAUGGAAACAAAAUCAGAGACCAGAGAGUCAUCGACUAUAUUCAGCAGGCCAUUGACACAACAAGGGAAACUCUAAGCUCAUCGUCACUGUCGUCACCGAAAGCCAAGGCCAAAGUAUAUACCAACAGCACUCUUCUGUCGUCCGACCAUUACAACGAGCACACGGCCAUCGAGAUGACGGGGACGGAUAGGCCCGGACUCUUCUCGGAGAUCUCGGCUGCCCUAGCUGACCUCCACUGCAACAUCAUCAAAGUUCAUGCGUGGAGCCACAACACCCGACUCGCCUGCGUUGCCUACGUUUCGGAUCAGCGCACUGACACCCCAAUCGAAGACCGGAGUCGGCUCGCCACCAUCGAAGACCACCUCACCAUGGUGCUCCGAGCACAACCAACGACCGGCUCUCAGAGGGCUACUCCACCAAACCAACAAGAAGUGAAGGCUUCUGAUCUUCAAGGCGGGGAAGGUACGAUGACGAACGUCGAGCGGCGGUUGCAUCAGCUUAUGCUCUCCGUGAGGGACUUCGACGAGCCAGCUUCCGAGUCUUCGAGCUCGCCGAUGAUGCCGAUGGGGUUGGGACCGGAUCGAAAUGGGCAAAAUCCAAGGAUUUCCAUUGAAGAAUGGAAUGAAAAAGGAUAUUCGGCAGUGAACAUCAAGUGCAAGGAUCGGCGUAGGCUCAUGUUCGACACCGUAUGCACUCUUACGGACAUGCAGUAUGUUAUAUUCCAUGCAUCAGCAUGUGCUCGGGCAGGUUAUGCAUAUCAGGAGUAUUUUAUCCGGCAUAUAGACGGCAGUGCAUUGAGCACAGAGGGCGAGAAAGAGCGCGUCAUGAAGUGCUUGGAGGCUGCUAUCGAGCGGCGAGUUUGUGAGGGGUUCAGGCUAGAAUUAUGUGCGAACAACAGAAUCGGGUUGCUCUCCGACAUAACAAGGGUUCUCCGCGAGAACGGACUAGCUGUGGUCCGAGCGGACGUGGAAACACAGGGAGAGAAGGCGGUGAAUGCGUUCUAUCUGAAGGACAUCUCGGGGAAUGAAGUCGACAUGGAGUUUGUGGAACGCAUAAAGAGAGAGAUGGGCCCCAUAAUGCUUGCCGUGAAGGACGAGACCAGGAGACAGAGCUCGUCCGAAAAGCCGACCAUGCCUUUCCCAUCCCUCGGAGGAUUUUUGAAAUCUCGGAUCGAACGACUGUCCCACAACUUUGUCACCAUCAAGUGAUACCAGAAAUUCGGAACGUAACUAGUUAUAAUUCUUUUCUCUAGGGUGUUCCACAAUCUAAUAGUCCUAGGAAGCUGUAAGUGAGGGGUAUACAAGAGUGCAAAACAGAAGAUUGCACAAUGUGUAAGAGGGCAAAGGUGCAGCUCCACCGGUGGAAACGGAAGAGAUGCUACAAGAUGACUCCGUUUCCGGCUUGUAAAUAAAGGAGAAACUGACAUGGUAGAACUGUAGGACCAGUUGCCAGAGAAGGCCUUUCUUUUGUGGAACAGAUUGUACAUGAAUAACCAGUGUUUUUGUUUACCUUGGAUUGUGAAUAAUCGAAGUCUUGAUCGGACAUUUAGGCAGUAAUUCUCGUCGGCUA